This is a messenger RNA of Oldenlandia corymbosa var. corymbosa, 2716 nucleotides long. Lineage: Eukaryota; Viridiplantae; Streptophyta; Magnoliopsida; Gentianales; Rubiaceae. The record is from the annotation of a GenBank genome assembly.
UAGAAAGUAAUUAAAGGAAAAUUGUGACUGAGGCGACGACGUCGCAUUUGCAGGAAAGAAGGAGCUGAACUCUCUCAGCUCAACCCUCGAGACUUCUUUUUUUGCAGGCAUAAACAUUCUCUCCGAUUUGCCGCAGAGAGAGAAAGAUAUGACGGAAGUGGCGAGCUCAGUCGUGAACGAAGUCUUGGGCAAAAGAGCUCAUGACGUUGACACGCCGAUUGUUGAUUAUGUCAUCAACGUCCUCGCCGACGAGGACUUCGACUUCGGCGCCGACGGCGAAGGCGUUUUUGAAGCCCUCGGGGAACUCCUGGUCGACUCCGGUUGGGUUCCGGACCUCUCCGACUGCCGCGCGGUCUGUAGCAAGCUAUCUGAGAAAUUUGGGAAGCAUGGUGUUGUGAAGGAAAAACCCACUGUGAGAAGUUUAAAUGCACCAUUGAGGAUGUUUGAUGGAAUGGACGAAGAGGAAGUUCCGAGAAAUAAGAAGCCGGAGCCUGUGGAUGGUCCUUUACUGACUGAACGUGAUAAGAUGAAACUAGAGAGGAGGAAGAGGAAAGAUGAACGUCAAAGAGAGGCUCAAUACCAAAUGCAUUUAAAAGAAAUGGAAGCCGUGAAAGAAGGAAUGCCGGUUGUAUGUGUAAAUCAUGACCAAGGCGAGGGCUCAGCUGUAAAAGAUAUCCAUAUGGAGAACUUCACUGUAUCUGUAGGUGGCCGUGAUCUUAUUGUUGACGGUAGUGUAACUCUUUCUCACGGAAGGCACUAUGGCCUUGUUGGAAGGAAUGGUACUGGAAAAACUACUUUCCUGAGGGCCAUGGCUAUGCAUGCCAUUGACGGCAUUCCCAACAACUGUCAGAUAUUGCAUGUGGAACAAGAAGUUGUUGGUGAUGAUACAUCAGCAUUGCAAUGUGUCCUCAACUCUGAUAUCGAAAGAACUCAGCUUUUGGAGGAAGAAGCUCGUCUUCUUGAAUUACAGAGGCAAAUGGACCUAGAAGAAGCUGGCAAGGGUAAAGGAAAAUUGGAGGUGGAGAAUGAAAAAAGUACCAUUGCACAAAGGCUUGAACAGAUAUACAAACGACUUGAAUUUAUUGAUGCCGAUUCUGCUGAGUCCCGUGCAGCAUCCAUCCUUGCGGGUCUCAGCUUUUCUCCAGAAAUGCAGAAGAAGGCUACCAAGGCUUUUUCUGGAGGAUGGAGGAUGAGAAUAGCUCUUGCUCGUGCAUUGUUUAUUGAACCUGAUUUAUUGCUACUUGAUGAACCCACUAAUCAUCUUGACCUGCACGCUGUUCUUUGGCUGGAGUCUUACUUGGUUAAAUGGCCCAAGACAUUUAUUGUUGUUUCUCACGCCAGAGAGUUCUUAAACACCGUUGUGACUGAUAUAAUUCAUUUGCAAGGGCAAAAACUGAUGACAUAUAAAGGGGAUUAUGACACAUUUGAAAGAACACGGGAGGAAUUACAGAAAAAUCAACAGAAAGCAUUCGAGUCACAUGAGCGCACGAGGGCCCAUAUGCAGUCAUUCAUUGACAAGUUCCGCUACAAUGCCAAGCGUGCAUCUCUUGUCCAAUCAAGGAUCAAGGCACUGGAGCGACUGGGUCGUGUGGAUGAAGUCAUCAAUGACCCUGACUACAAAUUUGAGUUUCCUUCACCUGAUGAUAGACCAGGCCCACCAAUUAUCAGCUUCAGUGAUGCAUCAUUUGGAUACCCUGGAGGCCCUUUACUAUUUAAGAAUUUGAAUUUUGGGAUAGAUUUGGAUAGUCGCAUUGCAAUGGUUGGUCCAAAUGGCAUUGGAAAAUCUACCAUCCUAAAAUUAAUUUCUGGGGAGAUUCAACCCACCUCAGGGACAGUGUUCCGAUCAGCCAAGGUCCGGAUUGCUGUAUUCAGCCAGCACCAUGUUGAUGGGCUAGACCUUUCUUCCAAUCCCCUUCUUUACAUGAUGCGCUGCUUCCCGGGAGUGCCAGAACAGAAGUUAAGAGGUCAUUUGGGUUCUUUUGGUAUAACUGGAAAUCUUGCUCUUCAGCCCAUGUACACUUUGUCUGGUGGUCAGAAAAGCAGGGUUGCAUUUUCUAAGAUCACUUUCAAAAAGCCUCAUAUCUUGCUGCUUGAUGAGCCGUCCAACCAUCUUGAUCUAGAUGCUGUGGAAGCUUUAAUUCAAGGUCUCGUGCUCUUCCAAGGAGGCGUGUUAAUGGUGAGUCAUGACGAGCAUCUCAUAUCUGGAAGUGUGGACCAACUCUGGGUUGUAUCUGAAGGCCGAGUUUCACCUUUCGACGGGACAUUCCAAGAUUACAAGAAAAUACUACAAUCUUAGCUGAGCAACCUUCUUCUUGAUACAGCUUCCUGCUAGUAGCUGUAAAAUUGCAUCCAAGAUGCAUCAAUCUUUUCUUUGGGAAAUCAUUGAUGUGAGAGCCCAUAGCUUGAGGAUAAACUAUUGAAGCAUAUCCAGAAGAGCUUUAUAGGACAUUAUAUGAGUAGCCAUACAGACAAAAGGAAAAGCAAUUUUGUAAUUCAUUUGGAAAUGAUUCUCGUCCUUCAAUUUGUGUAAUUUUGUUUGGUAAUAUGAGAGUAUCAUGUUUUAUGAGAUUUCGGUCAGUCCCUUUGUUUCAAAAUGAUUAUAAAAAUUAUUGUAUUAUUAUAUUAUUGAAAUUCGACAAACAUCACAAUCAUUAGUGGUAUUUCGAACUAUAUCUUAGCUAUAAAUUAAAAGACAAAACGUACUUUUGGUCCCUAA